Rodentolepis nana is the source of this 573-nucleotide messenger RNA. NCBI's taxonomy places the organism in Eukaryota, Metazoa, Platyhelminthes, Cestoda, Cyclophyllidea, Hymenolepididae. The record is from the annotation of a GenBank genome assembly.
AUGUCCAAGGACGAUGGACAGUUCUCUGGGUUUGUGAGACCAAUUCUUCCAACGAUUGGGGCGAAUAAGUUUCAGUCCGAUUAUGUCUUCUCUCCCAAUUCCAUGACGAUCCAAGGACCCGGAGGUGCUCUUGAUCUCUCCCUCUAUAACUACCAUCCACAUCAGGGAAAUUCUACUCAAAAUCCAGUAUCAGCUUCUACUGAAGAUGACGUCAUCUGUUCAAAUCAGCAUCAAAACCCUCCAAAUUCCAGCACGAAGAAAAAGAGAUUCAAAGGACCAAGAAAAAGUAGUUUACUGGAUAGAUUUAUUCUAGCACUUGAAGACAAGCGGAUUAUGGAAGACGGGGAGGAUGCACAUCAGUUGGAUGAUAUUAAAAUGCCGCGAUUGAGCAAAGUACUAAAUAUUAUAUUUAUCACGGCUGGAGUCUGCUUUCUUCUCGCCGUAGUCAUCGUUAUUCUUUACACGGCAUUUGCAAGGUCAGUAGCAAUGACCUUAAACUGUUUCCCAAUAUUUCCAUUUAAAACAAAUGAAAUUCAAGUUAUGCGAUUACUUCAUUCAAAUAUUUGCUGGUAG